Schistosoma rodhaini is the source of this 1560-nucleotide messenger RNA. The record is from the annotation of a GenBank genome assembly. NCBI's taxonomy places the organism in Eukaryota, Metazoa, Platyhelminthes, Trematoda, Strigeidida, Schistosomatidae.
AUACAUACGUUACUUGUGUUACCGUUGGGAUUAUUCGUGACAGCUGAUUGCUCAUGGUUGAAGACAACCAGGGUUUCGGUGGUUCUGUUGGACGACAGUACUUUGGUGAUAGCGUCGUCGACAGUUCAUUCUAUUCUGACAAUAUUAAGACAAAUGUUUUCAACUUCAUGGGGGAACUUAAGCCAAACUUACAUGGCAUUAGUAAUCCCGUCAAGCCGCCUCACACUUUGGAAAAAAGGAAACGAAUGAGUCCUGUUCUGGAUAAUGUUAUACCCCACAAAUAUUACCUCUGUGAAACGGCUAUGGCGAAUCAUUUUGCUCAAAUGAAUCUAACCUUACCGGUCGACGCAUCCAAAAUUCAAAGUGAUUGCAACUCACCUCCGUUUAGUGAUUCGUCCUGCUUUCCUUUCAACUCAAGUCAGAUUGCUUCCGCUCAUCACUUGUAUCAAAACUUGUCAUUGUACACCAACAAAGAAGCGGGUGUUAUUACAAUUAAUGACGAUGAGGAUAUUGAUGAAGACGAGCAAACCGAAAGAUCACCCUUACGAUUUUCAAAUGAUUUGAAGGAUCACUUAAGAUUAAAACGAAUGAAUCCAACAGAUACGUUUCUAAGAGGACUGCUUUCAUCCGAACCGUCACUCGCGAUAGUGCCGUUUAAUCCUGAUCCCCUUAAAGGUUUAAUUCCGCCUAAUUUCCCAGAUCAAGAGUCAAGUGAAGAAAACUCAGACUCUAAAGUGUCACCAGAGAGUCAAGUUCUCGACUCAUCUACUGUCCUCCCUACAUUUGAUAACGUUUUGUGUAUGGAUAUCGAUUCAGAUUUCACAGGAUAACAAAAACCGUCUGGUUUUUAUUUGAAUUAUAAAGAAACUGUUCAAAUUGUACAUUAUUAUCAUUUCCUAACGAAGUCUACCCCCUGCAUAUUCCGCUCCCUCACCCCGCAUUCGCACACACAUAUCGAGUGAAUUAUUACAGUGGAUAGUCCAUGCAUCUUCUGAUGUUACUAUAUUAAUGAACAAGACCUUCAAAGAUUAAAACACAUCUUGCCCUUGAUUGUUAUCUUUGUCAUUUGUUGGAUAUAUACCUGUUAAUAUCUUUUACAAUGUCUAAGAUAUGCUGUGCUGCUUUUUUAUUGUAGUGCACGUAUAUAUUGUUGGUUCUUUCAAUAUUUAUUGGUGUACUCAUUGUAUAUGAACAUUAUAUUUUCCAGAUUUCUUUCUGUUUAGAUGCAAAUAUAUCAAAUUUUUGCAGCGUAACACGUUUUUUGUUAUUUCGACUAUCACAAACUGAUAAUUCUUGGACACACAAAUUACACUUUCUCAAUUGCAGUUUUAAGGUAAUGUUAAGGUUAGUGAUUCCGAUCCAAACCAUCAUAAUUGUUAUGACUGGUGGUCAACUGUUAUGACUGCUUCAUCAUUGGUUAUAUCUGGUCGUCGCUGAUUGUUAUGUCGGAAUCACUUAUUACUUAGACUUGUAAAACCGAAGAUACACUACAGUUCCCACGAUGUGAAAGAAAGAACACUAAGACUGAUAAAAGAGAAGAUUCAUUAAUCAUAAAACACG